AUGGAACAGUCAGAAAUACAAGCAGUUGAAUACUGUUUUGAAUCUAAUUCUUCCUGCCUGAAGGAAGUGCGAUCUACAGCUGUGUAUGUGGUGAUGUAUAUUUUUACAGUGGCAGUGGUGAUGCUGACAGUGUGUGGAAACCUGGUGGUGAUCAUCUCUGUCUCUCACUUCAAGCAGCUCCACACACCGACUAACUUCCUAAUGCUCUCCCUGGCUGUGGCAGAUUUUCUAGUAGGAGCAGUUGUAAUGCCUUUCAGUAUAAUUUUAUUAAUAGAGACCUGUUGGUAUUUUGGAGAAAUGUUUUGCAUCAUUUAUAAAAUCUUGUAUUUUUUCAUUAUUUCUGUUUCAAUUGGUAAUGUUGCAUGCAUAGCUAUUGAUCGCUAUUUUGUUGUGUGUCACCCAUUAGUUUAUUCUACUAAAAUCACAGUUAAUGUUACAGCUGCUGUCAUAUUGCUUAAUUGGCUGAUAUCACUACUGUACAAUUUGGCAUUCAUGUACUUUAAUGGAAAUAUUGAUGGUACUGAAAUGCUAAACUUUUGCCUUGGAGACUGUUUGCUUUUCAUAACUAAAAGUGGUAUCAUAAUUGAUUUAUUAUUUACAUUGAUAUUGCCUUGUUCUAUAAUGAUAACGUUAUAUUUCAAGAUUUUUGUAGUUGCUCGACAGCAUGCACGUGCAAUCAGCUCUGUUACAGAGCAGAUGCGUUCAGCAGAUGGAGACAAUAAUAAAAUUUCCACAAAAUCUGAAAGGAAAGCUGCAAAAACAUUAGGAAUAUUAGUGAUUGUAUUUCUUCUCUGUUUGGUACCAUAUUAUAUAUGCAGUCUCGCUCUUGAAAAUGUGGACCGGACCUCACUACUAUUUAGUCUUCUAAGUUGGUUGUUAUAUUUUAAUUCUGCUAUCAAUCCUAUUAUUUAUGCUUUGUUUUAUCCCUGGUUCCAGAAGUCAGUUAAGCUGAUUGUUACCCUUAAGAUAUUUAAAAUAGAAUCCUCCCUGAUAAAUGUGUUUUCUAAAGACAUUUAA
Lepisosteus oculatus (spotted gar) is the source of this 1017-nucleotide messenger RNA. RefSeq names its product trace amine-associated receptor 13c-like. Gene Ontology annotation, molecular function: trace-amine receptor activity. The record is from RefSeq and is a predicted model, not a curated record. Lineage: Eukaryota; Metazoa; Chordata; Actinopteri; Semionotiformes; Lepisosteidae. Gene Ontology annotation, cellular component: membrane. Gene Ontology annotation, biological process: G protein-coupled receptor signaling pathway.